AUGAACGCAUCGCUGAACUUGUCCGGCGCCGACCUUGACCCCCAAAGGACGGCGCAGCUGCACCACCGCUCCGUCAAGGUGAGCGUCAUCAUCGUUCUGGGGGCGAUGAUCACUUUGGGCAACAUCGCGGUCCUCCUGGUGAUCACGUCUUCCGUGGCCGGCUGGUCGAGGAGCUCCCGCUACUUCCUGCUGUCCCUCACGGCGGCGGACUCCGCCUUCGGGCUGCUGGUCAUGCCCUUGAACUUGUGGGUGAGUCUCCUGAAGGACUACACCGACGGGCCCGACCAGCUGUGUCACCUGGUGGCCUUCUGCAACGCCACCGUGUACUCCACGUGCAUGUACACGCUGGCCGCCAUCAGCCUGGAGCGCUACGUCGCGGUGCUCUACCCGCUCAAGUACUCGUCCAUGAUGACCAGAAGACGGACUCUGCUCCUGAUCGCCUUUUCCUGGUGCUUCCCGCCGUGCCUCCUGGCGCCCAUAUGCUUCCCGGGUGGCAUCAUCCAGGUGCACUUCUCCACCGCCUCGCUGGUCUGCAACCCGUCUUACUCCACCAACGUGGGCUACUCGCUGAGCUUGGCCUGUGUCAUCUUCUUCCCGUGCUCGGCGGUCAUGACCCACGCCAACUUGCGCGUGUGGUGCGCCGCCCGGAGACAGAGCCGCAAACUGCGCCGGCUGGAGCGCGCGCACCGCGGGAGACACAACGUGGCCUCCAGGGUGCUGGUGCCCGUCAUGGCUGCUUACUUUACUUGCUGGACGCCGUGCAUGGCAGCAAUGAUCUACAACGCACUGUCGGGUAGCUCUGUGCCAGAGUGGCUAGAAUUUGUGGUGGUUUGGCUGCCAACGUCCAAUGGUUUCCUCAACUGCAUCUUCUACUUCUGGAUCAACAAAAGCUUCCGUCAGAAAUUCCACCUCAUCAUGCAUAGACUGGCUUUGACCCUGUGCCCGGCGCUUGUCAACACUCUGGGAUGCUGCAAACCCUCAAAGAUUCCAUUUGGCUCAGGAUAUUUGGAUAAUAGCGGCGGAGUCCACGAGCGCUCUUCCAGUGUUUCCUCCACCUGUACCCUGAUGACCUUAGCCUAG
Molecule: messenger RNA, 1080 nt
Organism: Phycodurus eques (leafy seadragon)
Lineage: Eukaryota; Metazoa; Chordata; Actinopteri; Syngnathiformes; Syngnathidae
Exons: 2
Coding region: 1-1080 (359 amino acids)
Biological process (GO): G protein-coupled receptor signaling pathway
Cellular component (GO): membrane
Molecular function (GO): G protein-coupled receptor activity
Source: RefSeq, a predicted model, not a curated record